This is a messenger RNA of Puma concolor (puma), 1779 nucleotides long. The record is from RefSeq and is a predicted model, not a curated record. Lineage: Eukaryota; Metazoa; Chordata; Mammalia; Carnivora; Felidae.
AUGGCAGUUCCUGGAUUUACCUUUGGUGCAUUCAUACUUGUGUUGCACGUUAGUUCUGUGGCUAAUUAUCCCAGCGGAAAAGUAGGAAAGUCAUGCCAUGGAAUGGUUCCUGAACACAGUCAUACUGCACGUUCUGACCCUGUUCACAACGUUUCAGUGAGUCAGAUGACAUUCAGACCAGGAGACCAGAUUGAAGUUACUUUGUCAGGGCUACCAUUUAGAGGCUUUCUUUUAGAAGCACGUAAUGCUGAGGAUUUGAGUGGCCUUCCUGUUGGCUCCUUCACAUUGAUUGACAGUCAAGUGUCGCAGCUUCUGACCUGUGAGGAUGUACAGGGAUAUGCUGUGAGUCACACAAAUCCAUCCAAGAAAACAAAAAUUAAAGUCUACUGGAAUGCUCCAAGCAAUUCUCCGAAUCACAUAAAGUUUCUAGUCACAGUUGUUGAGAAGUAUAAAAUCUACUGGGUGAAGAUUCCUGGCCCUGUAAUUUCACAGCCCAAUGCACCGCCUUUUACAACACCUGAAGCUACAGUAGCACCUUUGUCAACAUUACCUCCUGUAUCCCAUUUAACCAAAUCAUUCAGUGCUUCAGAUUGUGGGAACAAGAAGUUCUGUAUUCGGAGUCCUUUGAACUGUGACCCAGAGAAGGAGCGUGCCUGUUUCUUCUUGUCCUUCACACGAGAUGACCAAUCAGUGGUGGUUGAAAUGAGCGGUCCCAGUAAAGGCUAUUUAUCCUUUGCGUUUUCUCAUGACAGAUGGAUGUGCCUUGGACAGUUGUCUUCAGUGCUCCUUGUUGGCAUCUAUGCCAAAGAUGGCUUAUUUCUGGUAGAGAAGUGUCUUUUUCACAUGGCAAUUGACAAGCAAGGUGCUCUUGAGGAUAUGGCUUGGAGGCUGGCGGAUGGUGUUAUGCAGUGUUCUUUCAGAAGAAACAUUACCCUUCCUGGGGUUAAGAACAGAUUUGAUCUAAACACAAGCUACUACAUCUUUCUAGCAGAUGGUGCAGCUGACAAUGGUCGAAUAUAUAAGCAUUCUCAGCAACCUUUGAUUACAUAUGAGAAACAUAAUGUGACAGACUAUCCAAAGAAUGUGGGAGGCUCCCGUUCUUUAUUUCUUCUGAAGGCUCAUGGUGCUUUAAUGUUUGUGGCAUGGAUGACUACUGUUAGCAUAGGUGUGCUCAUGGCUCGGUUCUUCAAAUUUGUUUGGGCAAAGCCUGUUUUUGGUCAAGCAGCUUGGUUUCAGGUACAUCGGACGCUCAUGCUCACUACUACUGCCCUCACCUGCAUUGCUUUUGUUCUGCCUUUUAUUUACAGAAGAGGCUGGAGUUGGUAUGCAGGUUAUCACCCAUACCUUGGCUGUAUAGUGAUGGUUUUAGCAGUUCUUCAGCCUCUUCUGGCAGCCUUCAGGCCACCUUUAUAUGACCCCAGAAGGCAAAUGUUUAACUGGACGCACUGGAGUAUGGGAACAGCUGCUAGAAUAAUAGCAGUGGCAGCAAUGUUCCUGGGAAUGGAUUUACCAGGACUGAACCUUCCUGGCCCAUGGAAAACCUAUGCAAUGACUGGAUUUGUAGCCUGGCAUGUUGGGACUGAAAUUGUCCUGGAGAUACAUGCUUACCGACUUUCUCGAAAAGUUGAAAUAUUGGAUGAUGCCAGAAUUCAGAUCCUUCAGUCAUUUACUGUAGCUGAAGCGGAAGGACAUGCUUUUAAAAAGGUGGCAUUAGCAGUUUAUAUCUGUGGGAAUGUGACUUUUCUCAUCAUAUUCUUAUCUGCAAUCAAUCAUCUAUGA